GGCUGCUUUCCCAACAAUCUGUUAACUUAUAUUCCCCGCUGAUCCCCAUGAAAGAAUCGGAGAAGAAUCCCAAGAAAUCGAUUCCGCCGUACAUGAAGGCGGUAUCGGGGUCUCUUGGGGGUAUUGUGGAGGCCUGUUGUUUGCAGCCGAUAGACGUGAUAAAGACGAGGUUGCAGCUGGACAGGACGGGGAAUUAUAAGGGGAUUGUGCAUUGUGGCUCCACAGUGGCUAGCACGGAGGGGGUGAGGGCUUUGUGGAAGGGGUUGACUCCUUUCGCCACUCACCUCACACUCAAGUAUGCGCUGCGGAUGGGAUCCAAUGCUGUGCUUCAAUCCGUGUUUAAGGACGAGAGGGGUAAGUUGAGCAACCGUGCUAGGCUCAUGUCGGGGUUCGGUGCUGGGGUUCUUGAGGCCCUUAUGAUUGUCACACCAUUUGAGGUUGUGAAAAUUAGACUGCAGCAGCAGAAAGGACUGAGUCCAAAUCUUCUUAAGUACAAAGGUCCUAUACAUUGUGCUCAAAUGAUCAUUCGUGAAGAAGGCCUCCUUGGGCUCUGGGCAGGGGCUGCUCCAACUGUUAUGCGAAAUGGGACAAACCAAGCUGCAAUGUUUACAGCCAAGAAUGCUUUUGAUGUACUCUUGUGGAAGAAACAUGAGGGUGACGGGAAAGUCCUUCAACCAUGGCAGUCAAUGAUAUCAGGAUUCCUUGCUGGAACAGCCGGUCCAGUUUGUACGGGGCCCUUCGAUGUUGUCAAAACUAGAUUGAUGGCUCAAAGUCGACAUGGAGGUGAAUUAAAGUAUAAAGGCAUGAUCCAUGCUAUCAGAACAAUAUAUGCUGAGGAAGGGCUUCGUGCCUUGUGGAAAGGACUUCUGCCUCGGCUCAUGAGGAUCCCACCAGGGCAAGCAAUUAUGUGGGCUGUGGCUGACCAAGUAAUUGGUCUUUAUGAGAGAAAAUAUCUUCACAAUGCACCUUUGUAGGUCCCAUUUGCAUUUUUUUGCUCAUUCCGAGCAUAGAAUAAACUUAAAUAUUUUCUUCUUCAGAUGUUUUAGAUGACAAUUACUUAUAGAAAAUAAGGGAACAAUCUUCUGGUAGUUUUUCAAAAUUUCCCCUUGUUUGGAUGCUGCUCCACCCCAUUUUUCAAAAGUGACAAGCUGGAGUGACUAUCGAGUCAAUACUUAACAGUUCAAGUUGGGCUAGUCAUCUUUUGGGGGCCGAGGGAAACUUAUUUUCUAAGGAGCUGUGGUGGGUAGAUCCAGAGUAAUGGCAGGAUCUAUGUGUUUCAUUGUGGUCUGAGUCUUUGUAGGUUUUUGUAACUUCAGCAAAGAUUUCACCAUGGCAGAAACUUCAUUUGAUAUAUUCUUCAGCCGUUGGCGCAUUGUUCUUAUUUGGUGUUGAAUUUUGGAUUACAAAAUUGGCAAUCUUGCGUCGUGGUAUGUUUACGAAGAAAAUGGGGUAAUCAUG
Rubroshorea leprosula is the source of this 1458-nucleotide messenger RNA. NCBI's taxonomy places the organism in Eukaryota, Viridiplantae, Streptophyta, Magnoliopsida, Malvales, Dipterocarpaceae. The record is from the annotation of a GenBank genome assembly.